UAAUCAGCCACACGCAGGAGCUAUGGGUUAUGAUUAUUCUGCUACUUGGAGAUAAAAGCUCAUUGGUAAGCAACAGCUCAGAGAGGAAGUGCUUCUGUUUCUCUCCUUUGUCAGUUCUUCUGAAUCUCUGAAUGAAGGUGGCAUUAGAUUGAAUCCAUAUCACGGACACAUAUGCUGACAUUCAUGCUCAAGAAAUUCCAGACCCUGGAUCCAUCAUCAUCCAGGGCUCCCUGGGGCCCCCACCCCACCCAGCACACAGGUUGAGUCUCCUUGGGUCUGCAAGUGGGUCUCUUUCAUCCCUCCCUUCAUAAGGGUGUCUAGAAUGUCAGCUCACCCAUCAGUCUCAGGGAAGGUGGUACAAAGGACAUCGAUUCUGAAUUAGAAUGUCUUGGAUUCAAAUCUUGGCUCAGGCUCUUUCCUCUGCCGUUGCGUACGCCGAGCCCUCCUCGUUGGUCGCUGUGUCCUUGGCUGGUGUGAAAAUGGCCACAAACUUUCUAGUGCACGAGAAGAUCUGGUUUGACAAGUUCAAAUAUGAUGAUGCAGAAAGGAAAUUCUAUGAGCAGAUGAACGGGUCCAUGGCUGGCUCCUCACACCAGGAGAAUGGCGCCAGCGUGAUCCUCCGUGACGUCACAAGAGCCAGAGAAAACAUCCAUAAGUCCCUGGCUGGAAGCUCAGGCCCUGCGGCCUCCAGUGGGCCCGGUGGAGACCACAGUGAGCUUGUCAUCCGGAUCGCCAGCCUGGAAGUGGAGAACCAGAGCCUGCGAGGGGUGGUGCAGGAUCUGCAGCAGGCUGUCUGCAAGCUGGAGGCCUGGCUGAGUGCACUAGAGAAAAGCUCGCCCACCCACCCGGCCACAGCUCCGCAGACCCAGCACGUGUCUCCCGUGCGCCAAGUGGAGCGCCCCACCCGGAAGGCGGUCACCGUCACAGAGGACGAGGACGAUGACAUUGACCUGCUCGGCAGCGAUGAGGAGGAGGACCAGGAGGCUGCCUGGCUGCGGGAGGAAAGGCUGCAGCAGUACGCUGAGAAGAAGGUCAAGAAGCCUGCCCUGGUGGCCAAGUCCUCCAUUCUCCUGGACAUCAAGCCUUGGGAUGACGAGACGGACAUGGCCCAGCUGGAGGCCUGCAUGUGCUCCAUCCAGCUGGAUGGGCUGACCUGGUGGGGGGCCUCCAAGCUGGGGCCCGUGGGCUACGGCACCCACAAGCUGCAGAUCCAGUGUGUGGUGGAGGACGACAAGGUGGGCACGGACCUGCUGGAAGAGGAGAUCACCAAGUUCGAGGAGCAUGUGCAGAGCGUUGACACUGCUGCUUUCAACAAGAUCUGAGCCCUGGCAUUGGCCUGAGCGUGUGAAGCCUUGCAGCCAAUAAAGACUGAGAUUCCAAAAAAA
Molecule: messenger RNA, 1385 nt
Organism: Aethalodelphis obliquidens (Pacific white-sided dolphin)
Lineage: Eukaryota; Metazoa; Chordata; Mammalia; Artiodactyla; Delphinidae
Product: elongation factor 1-delta-like
Biological process (GO): translational elongation
Cellular component (GO): cytosol; eukaryotic translation elongation factor 1 complex
Molecular function (GO): guanyl-nucleotide exchange factor activity; translation elongation factor activity
Source: RefSeq, a predicted model, not a curated record